GAGUUAACGCUCUCUGUACGUUUAAGAUUAUCCCUAGACGCUUGAUACUUGGUAUAUCGUAUCAGAACGAUGCAUCCAAUUAGCGUCGCAGUCUUUGCUCUCGUUUGCUGUUAUAUUGCACCAUGUAUGGUAGCGGAAGAAAAUACCUUAUCAUUGGACGAGAAUCCUUCUUCUUCGAUUUUCGAUCAGUCAAUUUUGCAAGUGGAAAAUGAUGGAUAUUCAGGGUCUAAUACGCUAAAUAGGCAAAAAAGGACACUUUUGUUGAAGAAAAAGCUUAUCGGUGCAGGACUUUUAGGUUUUGGACUAGGUAUUGCAAAAGGGUACAAAGCUGGUCAUUAUAAUGCUCCACAAGUUCAUCACGUAUACCUCUCACCUCCUCCAGCAGCCGUGAAAUACGUGGAAUACGUUGAAAAACCUAUUUUCGUUGAAAGGAUAAUCGAAAGGCCAAGUUCAGUGUUUAAACCGAUCCAUGCCGAAUACAAAGAUCCUUUACCUUACGGGUAA
This is a messenger RNA of Eufriesea mexicana, 504 nucleotides long. RefSeq lists its product as uncharacterized. The record is from RefSeq and is a predicted model, not a curated record. NCBI's taxonomy places the organism in Eukaryota, Metazoa, Arthropoda, Insecta, Hymenoptera, Apidae. The coding region runs from base 70 to 504 and encodes 144 amino acids. The transcript has 3 exons.